AUGGUCAACAAAUACAAGCUUGACAUGGUUGCUAUUUCAGAGCCUCUGGUAAAUAGUAACAAAAUAGAGGGAUACAAAAGAUUUUUGGGAUUCAAGCAUUGCAUUUCCAACAUCAAUGGAAAAAUCUGGUGCUUCUGGAGAGAUGGCUGUGUAGUCAGCACAGUCAAUAAUCAUGAACAACAAAUUACCCUCAAAAUCCAAAAAAAUAAUAGUUGUCCGGAAAUGUAUGUUACUGCAGUUUAUGCUAAAUGCACGCCUGGUGAAAGAAUGGAGCUUUGGCGUAGCCUGAAUAUUUUUAAUAGGGAUAUUAAGCUACUUUGGUGUGUUGGAGGGGAUUUUAGUGUAAUCCUUCACCCAGAGGAGAAAAUUGGUGGAUUGCCCCAUAGAAAUGCUGAAUGCUAUGAUUUCUAUGAAUGUAUAGAUUCUUGUGGUAUGGUGGAUAUUGGUUACUCCGGAUCCAACUAUACCUGCUCUAACACUGUGAAACACUUAUCGAGAGUUGGAUCUGACCAUAGACCUCUAUUUCUUAGAUGCAAGAAUGACCAGGUAGGGGGGAUCAAGUACUUCAAGUUUCUAGAAUUUUGGACCUCUCAAGAAGAUUUUUUGGAUGUUGUUCGAAGCGAUUGGAAUCUGCCUAUAGAUGGCAACCCAAUGUGGAGAUUUCAUCAAAAGCUAAAAAGAUUAGGGAGAAGACUUGCUACUUGGUCGAGAAAUGAGAUUGGAGAUGUUCAUGAAAAUGCCGAAGUCUGGGAAAAUAAAAUGCAAAUCCUGGAGGAUUUAGACAUGGAGGCCAGGACUGAAAAUAGUAGAGAAGAGCUUAAUAGAGGUCAUGCUGAGUAUAUGUCCUGGUCAAACAAACAGGAUGGUAUCCUUAAACAAAAAUCCCAAGUUAUAUGGUUUGAAGAAGGGGAUAGCAAUACCAAAUAUUUUCAUAUAGUUAUCAGAGACAGGAGAAGGAAACUCAAGCUGGAAAGAAUAAAAAACAAUAGAGGAAGAUAG
Messenger RNA from Lycium ferocissimum, 999 nucleotides. RefSeq lists its product as uncharacterized. The coding region runs from base 1 to 999 and encodes 332 amino acids. Lineage: Eukaryota; Viridiplantae; Streptophyta; Magnoliopsida; Solanales; Solanaceae. The transcript has 2 exons. The record is from RefSeq and is a predicted model, not a curated record.